Temnothorax curvispinosus is the source of this 1516-nucleotide messenger RNA. It is a transcript of the gene Rpn10, whose product is annotated as 26S proteasome non-ATPase regulatory subunit 4. NCBI's taxonomy places the organism in Eukaryota, Metazoa, Arthropoda, Insecta, Hymenoptera, Formicidae. Gene Ontology annotation, biological process: proteasome-mediated ubiquitin-dependent protein catabolic process. The record is from RefSeq and is a predicted model, not a curated record. Gene Ontology annotation, molecular function: polyubiquitin modification-dependent protein binding. The transcript has 6 exons. Gene Ontology annotation, cellular component: proteasome regulatory particle, base subcomplex; cytosol; nucleus. The coding region runs from base 87 to 1226 and encodes 379 amino acids.
GAUUGAUAAAGUCGCGCCGCGCCGCCUCGCGUCGAGCGUCGAGCGUCGAGCCGUCGAGCGAGGGCGAGCCAGUCGAUCCAUUCAACAUGGUGCUGGAAAGUACGAUGAUAUGCGUCGAUAACAGCGACUACAUGAGAAAUGGGGAUUUCGUACCUACCCGGCUACAGGCGCAGCAGGAUGCCGUCAACUUGGUGUGCCACUCGAAAACUCGCUCGAAUCCCGAGAACAACGUUGGCCUCAUAACUCUGGCCAACGUGGAAGUGUUGGCGACGCUCACGAGCGAUGUCGGCAGAAUACUGUCCAAACUGCAUCAGGUUCAACCAAACGGAAAGUUGGCUCUCAUCACAGGCAUCAGAAUCGCCCAUUUAGCGUUGAAACAUCGACAAGGCAAAAAUCACAAAAUGCGUAUCGUCGCAUUUAUCGGAAGCCCAAUAGACAUCGACGAGAAGGAAUUGGUCAAGCUGGCGAAGCGACUGAAGAAGGAGAAGGUGAACGUCGAUGUCAUAAGCUUCGGCGAGGAGAGCAUCAACAACGAAGUAUUGACUGCCUUCGUUAACGCGUUGAACGGCAAGGAUGGCACCGGAAGUCAUCUCGUCACCGUUCCGCCGGGUCCGCAUUUGUCAGACGCUCUGAUCUCGUCUCCUAUAAUUCAGGGUGAGGAUGGCAUUGGGGUGGCUAGCGGCACUGUGUUCGAGUUCGGCGUCGAUCCAAAUGAAGAUCCCGAGCUCGCGUUGGCUCUGCGCGUCUCUAUGGAGGAGCAACGGCAACGUCAGGAAGACGAAGCCCGUCGCGCGCAGGCGAACGAGACUGCCACGAAUAAGCCGCCGGAGACUAUAAAGGAAGCUCCCAACGAGGAAGCUAUGCUGAAACGUGCCCUCGCGAUGUCCCUCGAAGGAGCGGACGACACGACUGCCGCUAGUGAUAACACUGCUCCAAGCAGAGGCAAUGUACCGGACUUUACUAAUAUGACAGAAGAGGAACAAAUCGCUUUCGCUAUGCAGAUGUCUAUGCAGGACCAGCAAGAACUGGAAUCGCAAAAGGAAGAAGCGAUGGACGUGGAAGAGGAUUACGCAGCUGUCAUGUCCGAUCCUGCUUUUCUGCAAUCGGUCUUGGAAAACUUGCCGGGCGUGGAUCCGCAUUCUGAAGCCGUACGCCAAGCCGUCGGAUCGUUACAACAGAACAAAGACAAAGAGAAAGAGAAGGAGAAAGACAAGGAGAAGAAAUGAAGGGCUCCCUAGUGCAUUCGUAUUUACAUUUGUCGCUAAAUUUGACAUUUUCCAUUAUUGUGUAUGAUAUUGUAGCUAUUCUAUCUUGCUUAUGAAAUAUACUCUAUCAAUUUAUCGAAACUGCCUAACUUAGUUUCAGCGAUGUCGCGUACGCGCAUUCCGAAAACCGUCUCGAAUGAGAAAACUGGCAUUUUUAGCAGCACCAUAAUCCGGCAAUCUGGAGUGAUCGAGUAAUUAACGUACUACGAUAUAUAUAUAUUGUAUUAUUUAAAUACACGUUUUUAAGAAUU